UAUUGUCAAGGUAGUUGAUGUUAGGUUCGUGGUGUCUUGUGGUGUCAACGACUUCUUAUCUAACAUUUCUGUGUUUUACUUGAUGUUUGAGUGACUGUUCUGACAUAUUUCAGCCUCCUGUCUGCUUGCUCAGGUAAAUCUUGAAAUUUGGCAGAAGUGAGGAUACACUCAGACUUUUUUUUUUUUUUUUUUUUUUUUUUACUGUGUGGUGACACUGCAGGGAUAUCUUACAGUGAAAGACGACAGUGACAGUGAAAGAGAAGCAGGCAAGAGAGAAACAUUGACUGGAUCCAUAAUCAAAGGACUAGCUUUUUACCUGGAACAUGAAGCUCAAGUCACUCUUCUCUCCUGUGAUGACUCUCCUGUGUUUGUCAAGCCUACUGAUCUGGUACUUACUGGACAGUGAUGUGGACCAGCACUUACCAGCCCCUCAGAGGAAAAGAGCCCCCAAGACUUUUGACCUCUGCAAAGAAUGCAAUAAUACGAUCAUAAAAGUAAUGCAGAAUUACUCCCAAGCCUGGAAGAAGCAGGAGGACAAUUUUAAAAAGUUCAGAUCUCAGCUGAGCAACAGCUGCAGUGGUUUUGACAAAGCCAUCCUUAACCAGGCCAACACUGUAGUGGAACCAGAGCUCGUUGAUAAGAGAAAGUGCAGCUUCCAGGUGUCUCAGGAGGUUUUUAACACCUUUACAAAGGAGCAUCCUUUCUCAAAUAAAACAUGGGACACGUGUUCUGUUGUUGGGAACGGAGGAAUCCUGACUGACAGCAGCUGUGGAGAGAGAAUUGAUUCAGCUCAGUUUGUCAUGAGGUGCAACCUUCCUCCUUUGGGAAAUGGUUAUGAGAAGCAUGUCGGUGUCAAAACGGACCUUGUGACAGCGAACCCAAGCAUCCUCAGGGAGAAGUAUGAGUCUCUGAUGAAGCGUCGUCGUCCGUUUGUGGAAAGUCUGCAUAUUUACCGCAACUCCUUGCUAGUCUUUCCCUUCUCUCGUGGAAACACUGCUAUAUUUCUGCGGGCCAUCUACAGUGUUGAGGACUUUGGAAGCCCCAUUAGGCCCGUCUUCAUUAACCCUAAGUACUUCAACAGACUGGCUGCCUUCUGGCGUGUACAAGGCUUGGGAUCAGCAUGGAUGAGCACCGGGCUAAUUAUGACUAGCAUAGCUUUGGAGGUCUGUGAAAAUGUGCAUCUGUAUGGGUUCUGGCCCUUCGAUAAUCACCCCUAUGGACUCUACGACCUGACGCACCACUACUAUGAUGACAGAAAAGCUAAAAGGUUCCACGCCAUGCCCAAGGAGUUUGGGCUCCUGAUGCAGCUGCACAGAAAGGGGGUGCUCAAGCUUCAUCUGGGAGAUUGUCAACGGUUAUGACUAUGAGUCAUAAUUGUAUAUAAGUGUUAUUAUGUUGGUCUGCUUUGUGUUCGGUGUUUCGUUUGUGCGUCUGUCUUUGUGCUGUGUUUCAGGUGCCCAGCCCUGAUUGGAGAAACCCGGAUGGUUGCUAAUGUUUUCUGCAAAACAAUUAUGAUCCAAUCUUUUUAUUAACGCUUCAAGUGUUCAUCAGACACAUGUUCACACAAGAAUGCAUUCCUUUGAAUACUUCUAUAAACAUGUGGACUGGAGAGCUGUAGGGUUUUUGCACUAUUCCAACUCUGAUUUUUUUUUAUACAACUAGUCUAUGUAUAACUGAUAUGUAACUCAGUUUUUGGUUUGACAUUAUUUUGGUUUGUUUGCAUACAAGUUAGAUAACAAUAUGUGUAAGUAAUCUAGUUAAGGUAAAAUAAAUCUGAGACUUGCUCAAGAAACGGUAAUUUCUCGUGCUUUAAUUUUGUAUUUUAGAACAUGUCAUGCUAAGGUUACCUUGCUUCCUUUUUGGUAUUUUGAAGCAACUUCCGGUUUUGAAUGUUGUUUAACUUAAGUUCGAGAAAUGAACGUGAUGUAUGUAUUAAGAGAUGGUAAACAACAAAAAAGUUACGGUAAAAGGUGAAUGUUAAAGUUUUGCAGCCCCCCACCGGACAAUAAUCUCUUACGGUGGUUUUGAAUUAUGAGUGAGCUUUACAAUAAAGCAGAUAAAAAUCAUCAGUUGAAGAGUCUAUCUUUCGAAGGGUUUUCUACAAUAUAAUACAGAUUUUUUUUUUCAACAUAUUUUUAUUAAAGCAAGUUCAAAAUAUACAGUGCAAUUGGGAUGCAGUCAACAUUUUUAUUUUUUCCUCAGAAACAUUCAAAAACCCAGUAUCACUUCGCCAUGUAAACAACCCUCCCAGACCAACAAAUAGACCUCUUAGUUUAAAGACAAGAAUAAAAGUGCAAGAUUGGAAAACUCACAGAAAAAAAAAAAAAAAAAAUACAAUAA
Molecule: messenger RNA, 2340 nt
Organism: Labrus mixtus (cuckoo wrasse)
Lineage: Eukaryota; Metazoa; Chordata; Actinopteri; Labriformes; Labridae
Product: alpha-2,8-sialyltransferase 8E-like
Exons: 8
Coding region: 324-1361 (345 amino acids)
Biological process (GO): oligosaccharide metabolic process; N-glycan processing
Molecular function (GO): alpha-N-acetylneuraminate alpha-2,8-sialyltransferase activity
Source: RefSeq, a predicted model, not a curated record